GUGUACACUUGUAACUUCUAACACAAAGCCUCUCCCACUUUUGGGACGCGCCGCAAUCCAGUUCUAGGGUUCGUCGAGAUUUUUCCUGGUGGGAGGGAAAAAUUCGUGGUGAUACUAGAUCGUUUGCACAAGUUGUUGCCUCCCCUUCUUCCCAUUCUCCUCCACCAGAUCCGUCAAAUCUUGUGAGCAGAGGUGUUGAGAUGAGAGGAGAUGGCUUUGGGGCCGGCAGGGCCAGGGCGCGGGUCGUUUCGACUGCGGUGGCGGCCGCCGCGAAUCCAAUGUGUGGAAGUGCAAGACGGCAACGGGGGAUUCCUCCUCAAGCAGGGCUCCUGGAUCUGGAGACUCCGGAUUCGACAAGUGGGAUGAGGCGGUGGAGGGUAGGCAGGCCAUUCCUCCUCGCUGGGAACGGUGGGGAGGGGAGGAUGACGGCGCGAACUCUUCCCAUGGAGUGACGGAGGCCGGGGGUGCUCGUGAUGCGCCAACUCGUCAGGGUGAUGAUAGGUCAUCCCGCGCGGCUGGCAAGAACACUUCACCUCCGCGAGUCGGCGACCCCCCUGCGCGUGCUGGUAACAUUGCUCCAUCUUCUGGUCCCUGUCAGAUCUGUAAUCUGGCAGGGCACUUUACUGCUCACUGCCCCCAUGCUGUCUUUGAUUGAUGCAAGAAAAAAGGGCAUCUAUCUGCUGUCUGCACCGAGUUUCUCCCUUGGGAAUGCUUGCCUGUGAUGUGUGCUUUUCAAAGUAAAGGGCAGGGGUUCCACUCUAUUCCUGAUUUCAGCGUUGAGAGACAGGCCAGAGAGCGAAUUUACAAUGUGGUUGUAACUAUUCUUGAGGGCUCUGCACCUACUAAAGAUAUCGAACAUGAGCUUAGUGUGCACGUAGGUCAGGGGUGGCGCUGUUCUGCCAGGUUCUUUGCCCCCCAAAAAUUUGUCAUGACAAUGCCUAAUCCAAGAGAGGUAGACCGAGCUCUGUUUGUUGAGUUUAGCAAGCUUAAGAAGUGUGGGGUGAGUGUCAAAUUUUCACCCUGGUCUGAUGAUAUCGAUUCUGAUGGUUUACUGGAAGUAGCUUGGGUUAGAAUUGGGAGGAUCCCUCCCAACAAGCGUUGUGACAGAACGGUUGCUUAUGUUGGGGGGCUGGUGGGUGUCACUCUGGAGAUAGAUAUGUCCACUAUCAACCGCCCUUCUUCAGUUAGAGCUAAGAUUGGAUGCCGCUUCGUGGACCAACCUCCUGCCUCAGCUGAAGGAAUGUUGGGAGGUCGCUUUUAUAGAUUUACCUAUGAGGUGGAAGAGGUACUGGUGAAAAAUCCAGUAGAUGAGGGCAUGACUUUCUGCUGUGUCUAAGGGUGAUACAAGCAAGCCUGACCAAACUCCAAAACGCAAGCGUGUUGAACAGGAAAAAAAUGAUGAUAAAUAUGAGGCUCCUGAACAUGGGAAAAAUGGACCCUCCUCCCAUGGUGGCAAAACCUGUCGUUUGCAACCACAGGAGAGUGAGGUGUCUUUUUCUUCUGAUAGUGAGGUCGAUAGCACCUUACUCAUUGAGUCUAUGGCUAGAGACCAGGAAGAAGCUGGGCAAGGGGAGUUUCAUGGCACAUCAGACUGGCUGGUACCUGUGCAGCCUGCUCUUUCUCAUGCGUUUGCUGAUCAGGGGACUCCUGCACAUGUGGUACAGCUUAUGGAGGUGGAUGGAGAUGUGGAUCCAAAAAUGAAGAUUUCCAAUGAUUACGUGGUACAGCUUCCCUCUCCUAAUUGCAAUGACGAGUUGAUCCUCACUCCCCCUCUUGCUCCCGAGGAGUUGCAUAGAUUCAGCAAACGUAACUUGCAAGGUAUGCAAGAACAUGUGGAAGCUAAAGCUAUGAAGCUCGCAAGUAAGAAAAAUUUGGAAGGGUUGCAGCAGGGGGGAGACGCUGAAGAGCUGCGGGCAGGAGCUGAUGCUGUCAGGGCAAACACGAUGCAGCUGAUGAACAUGUGCGACGCCGCCAGACAGUCGAUCACUGGCGAAUGAUUGUUGCGGGAGAGUAAUGCAGAAGUGUGCUGCACCUAGUCGCAUUUUGCUUAAUUUCUGCGCUGCUAGUCGUUUGGUCUCCAGACUUCUGUUGUUUUGGUACUUGCUCCUGGUCGGGGUUGUAAUAGUUUGACUUAGUCUGGUCUGAAUUUGUAGUGCUACUCAGGUUUUCACCCCAUAGCGUUCGUCACGAUGUCGGGCAAAUGCGGUGGGUUUUCUGGUAGUGCUUGAACUCGCUUUCCCUCUUUCCUUUCUCCCUAGAUGGUUUCGGAACUGUUGUAUUUCCGUUCAUUUGCAAUGGAAAGGGGUAAA
This is a messenger RNA of Aegilops tauschii subsp. strangulata, 2309 nucleotides long. RefSeq lists its product as uncharacterized. The record is from RefSeq and is a predicted model, not a curated record. Lineage: Eukaryota; Viridiplantae; Streptophyta; Magnoliopsida; Poales; Poaceae.